AGUGGUGGAGUUCGGACCAUUCACGUUGGGGGAUUCAGAGCUGCCAGAGCGCGCCGGGUUGUUUAGUGUUUUUUUCCGUCGUCACUAAAAGUUUCUCGAUUCUGGCUCGUGUAGGCUUCAGCCGAUUUGUUCCAGGAAACCGGACCUAGCGAGCUACCCACAGUUAAGUUCUGCAAAACGAACCGGCUAGCAAAAAUCGAGAGUCUGUGCUAAAUUGCCAAACCGGUGAUUAGUCAACGUCUACUUUGAUCUGCAUUUGGCUGUCUCUAGAUUUGGCUGGUUGUUGACAUUCCAUCAAAGUGCGUGAACUUUAGGCAGUGCUUCUGACAGAUAAAGAAUAGCAGCGCCAGCUAUUCUAAGCUACUUGAAUACACAUAUUUAGUAGGCGUCAUAUGGCUUUAAGCGCAUGUGAAUCGAGCUCGAGCUGAGAACUUUCCUGACUAUUGAAGCCCAAACUAUCUCACGGUUAUUAAUUGUGAUUGUGCCCCGGUAGACACCUGUAGACAAACCGAGCUUAGGCAAAGUGCAGCUGUUCGCGGCUUAGUUGACUGCAAAAAAACUAGUAAAUUUGCGUGAUAUCAGGGUGCCGCCAAUCUCUAGGUCCCAGCAGCAAAGUGUAAUCGCAAGGCAGAACCGGUUGAAUCCAAUCCAUGUGGGCAAGUAGUUAGUUCUAGAUCCCAGAAGCCUCCCAGAGACCCAGACACAAUCCACAAUUCACUUUUGGCGCCCUCGAGUGGAGUAAAGAAUAGAACCGCAGAAGUUACCCAUACGUGUUGUGUGUGAGAACUGGUGAUCCGGAUUUCAACGUGGGUACCUGAACAACUGGUUGAGUUUAAACUGAGACUCGGAUUAAUCACUCAAUCUGACACCGAUUGUCGUAAAGUCGUCAAGUCGAUUUGCCUAAAGCUACCGGGUUAGUUUCAUAUAAAUCAUCAUAUAAAAACGCGGGAAUCCUUUGGCCGAACAAAAUGAGGAAUAAGAUUGCGGCCCUGGUUCUGUUGGCAUCAGUUCUUUGCCCUGGCAGCGCCAUCGGUGGACUGCUGAGGAACCCCAAGGUCUACAACGCGGUCAUAACGACCGACGAAAACUUGACCCCAAGCCGAGCCUAUCCGGUGGUCCAGCCGGUGGUUCAUGAAGCCGGUCUCAGUUAUCCGUUUGGCGCUUUCGGUCCGUUCGGAUUAUACAACGCAUUCAACGCCUACCCGGGAUUGUACCAGCCAACGUCCUCCAGCGGAACUUCGGCGCAACAUCAGCAGGCCCCAGCUGUAACCAAUUCCAGACUGAUAGCUGCGUCGCCACAGCUGCAGGAUCGGCAACAGUUCCAGCAGCAAUUCCAUCAGCAGCAACAUUUGCAGCAUCAUGCCCAGCAGCAACACCAGCAGCACCAGCAACAUCUGCAACAGGCCGAGUUCAUCCAAGGGCGUAACUCGUUCUAUCCCUUGAGGACAGCUGAACCGGAACCACAACUCCAGGAGACUCCCAUCGAAACCAUCCCGGUGCCCAAACCAGUUCCCGAGACUCACCAACCUCUUCGGGAAGCUGCCGGUCAGGAAAUAAUCCCCGAACCAAACAACAGCAUUGCACCGAAAGCACCGGAAGGACCUCGCCCCAACUACGAAGCCGGCCACCCGGUCGAUUCCAAGAGCCCCCUACAACUGAACGAAUUCGGUCUGCCACCAAGUUUGAUCCCUCUUAACAACUACCAUGGCCAGCAGCCACAACAGUUCCAACUUCAAGGAUACCCCUACAACUUCCCAGCCCUCUACGAUGGCUUCAGCAACUACAAUCCAUCCCAGUACCAAUCGGUGCUGCCACCUUUCGGAUACUACCCACAGUUUGCCCAACCUAACCCCUACUUUGCCGCCGGAGUUCCUUCCCAUCCCGGAAAUUCCGUUGACCCACAACUGAGCCAACGGGCUGGACGCGAACAAGAUUUGGAUGAUGCCGAAAAGGAUAGACCCCAGGAGGACGGUGCUCCUGAAGCUGGUCCUUCUACGGAAGAUGCCGCAGAAGCCGCCAAAGCAGAAGCAGACGAUAGUAAAUCAGGCGAACCGGAAGGUGCCGCAUCGCCAGUUCCAUCUCCAGCUGAAAGUACCAACAUCUCCGAGAGCAUCAAGAACAACGCCAACAAAAACAAGGCCAUUCCGGAUGUGGCACCCCCACCGAUCCCAUCCGGAGCGAAAGCUACCCAAUGAGAUACAAGUAGAACCUAGUAGUUGAUCUUAAUCGUUAGGAGAUUUUAUUUCGAGUGCUAAAUUAAAACCACACACAAGUUUACGUUGUGCAUCUGUAGGAUACUCAUCAUCCAUUGAUCAUAUUUCUGUGUUAUUUUGUAAUAAAAAUGUUUUUUUGUGAUUAA
Uranotaenia lowii is the source of this 2359-nucleotide messenger RNA. RefSeq names its product GATA zinc finger domain-containing protein 10. Lineage: Eukaryota; Metazoa; Arthropoda; Insecta; Diptera; Culicidae. The transcript is spliced from 3 exons. Bases 969 to 2195 code for a protein of 408 amino acids. The record is from RefSeq and is a predicted model, not a curated record.